Aspergillus saccharolyticus JOP 1030-1 is the source of this 882-nucleotide messenger RNA. Its product is annotated as zinc-dependent alcohol dehydrogenase family protein. Gene Ontology annotation, molecular function: oxidoreductase activity. The transcript has 5 exons. The record is from RefSeq and is a predicted model, not a curated record. Lineage: Eukaryota; Fungi; Ascomycota; Eurotiomycetes; Eurotiales; Aspergillaceae. Bases 1 to 882 code for a protein of 293 amino acids.
AUGUCCCCUACAACAAACAAACAAUGGAUUAUCCGCAUGUCCGGAAACACCUUCGACAGCCUGAAGAGAACCGAGAACCCAAUCCCAAGCGUCGGAGAGUAUGAUGUGCUCAUUAAGAUCGAGGCUUUUUCACUUAAUUACCGCGAUGCAAGUAUAUCUAUAAACAAAUACCCCUUCCCCUCUAAAACAGAGCUAAUCCCCUGCUCCGACGCCGCCGGCACCGUCACCCACGUCGGGAAAGUCACCUCCUUCCGCCCCGGCGAUGCCGUCACCUCUCUCUUCUUCGCGGGACACAUUUUCGGCGCCCCAACCGCAGAAGCCCAGAAUACAGGACUCGGGGGUUUUCACAACGGGUGUCUGCAGCAGUACCGCGUCUUCCAUGAGAUGACGUGGAAUGCGUUGUAUGAGCUUAAGCCGCUGGGGGCGGGGCAGGCGGUGCUUGUGCAGGGAACGCGUGGGGUUCCUUUCUUGCUCCGCAGCUGGCAAGGCGCAGCGCAGCGGCUGAUUGAACUGGGUGCCGACCACGUUAUCAAUUACCGCGAGGACCCGGGAUGGGGGGCGACAGCCCGAAAGCUCACCCGCGACGGGGUGUACCAUGUCACUGAGGUGGGCGGGCGCAACACGAUGCGCCAGAGUUUGAAUUGUGUGAAGAGGGAGGGCGUGGUUUAUGUCAUCGGUUAUAUCGGCGGCACGGGGCCUGGCCAUAACCAGGACCAGCCCCCGCAGAUCCUGGACACUUUGACAGCUGCCGCUAUCGCGAUCGAGGCAAAUAACAUUAGACCAGUGGUCAGUGAGCGGGUCUUUGAAUUGUGCGAGGCGCGCGAGGCGUACCAGUACCUGUGGGAUCAGAGACAUUUUGGGAAGGUGGAGAUCCAGGUUUGA